AGCCCUUUAUAGAGAUAGAUUAUAAUAAUAAAAACCAUUGGUAUUGCGCGUAAAAAAUACGAAAAAAAAAGUUGAAACAAAUUGAAUUUCAAAGUUCAAAGUCGGUAUACGUAAAAAAUAUAUUUUCUCGGCUUCCAAUGAAGCAAUUAUAGUAGUAAGGGUGUAAUUUACAACCAGAUGGGGGUACAAUGUUGGGAGCAAUGGCUGGUCUGGGGGCCAUCUUACUGGUAUUUGUUCUGUACGUAAGAAACAAAGGAUUAAUAUGGUGGACACCCAUUCGGGGUAUGGCUUGCUGCGAGGAAGCAUGCCCCCCAAUCUCUACCCGACCGAUUCCUACACCUUCAGUGCCUAAUUUUAUUUCACAUGCUUCUCCUAAAACCAAACUAGGAAAAGCAUACUCAUUUGAUGGCGGAGAAUCUAGUUCCGAGUCCGAAAUGGGACAAGCCAACAAGACUCAGCAAGGUCACUCGCCUAUAUCAGUACCAGUCGAACCAUCUAGUUUACCAUUUUAUCCGACAAAACCUAACCAUGAUCUAAUCUCACUCGUGGAAAAAGGCAGGGUCGGCGUAAGUAGCAAUAGUUCUUGUUGCAGUUCCACUACGAGUUCAGUAGGAGAAAAACACAAAAUUCUGUCCACCAAAGUCACAGCAGAAAUUAACAACUCCCUACAAAAGACACCCAUCAACCUAAGAGAAACCAAAAUAGACAAUCAUAGUUUGGAAAUUCAGAUGGUAAAUACGUCUGCACAAAUUGAUACUGUGGACAAUAACACCACAAGAGACUGUAUCGUGGUGAUGGCUCCCGACGUAGAAGACCGAGGUGAAGUUAUGUCUUAUGGCGAAGGAUCUGGAUCAGAGCCUGACUGUCAAGUAGUGCCAAGUAAGUGUGGCCAUUUAGAAAUAGCUCUUCUCUAUGAUGCACCCAUGCGAAAAAUGACGGUUCACGUUCUUCAAGCGAGAGAUUUUCCAAGCAGGGAUCGUGGUCAACUCACAAACACGCAGGUGAGAUUGAUUCUACUCCCUAGCAAAAAACAAAAACACAAAACUAAAAUCCGGCAAGGAGAUAAUCCUCAAUAUAUGGAAAAUUUUGUUUUGCAUCGAGUCAAUCCAGAGGACGUCAAUUCUAUGGGCUUGCGUCUUCGAUUAUAUGGCUGUGAACGAAUGAGAAGAGAAAGGCUAAUUGGAGAGGCCAUUGUUAGUUUUGCCAAUAUCAAUUUAGAACUAGAAAACAACUUUUGGUUAAAUCUGGAACCAAAAGCGAAUACUACAAUGUUAGGUGGAUGCGCAGCAGAUUUGCUAAGCUUAGCAAGAUCGGACAGUACUGGAUCUGCGCAUUCUAUGCAGCAUGGUGGUGUUCCGGAACUCUUACUAGGUUUGUGCUACAAUGCUACCACUGGCAGAUUAAAUGUAGAAGUUAUUAAGGGUUCGCAUUUCAGUUAUCUUCUAAGAAACCUAGCUAUCAACCGACCUCCAGAUACUUAUGUUAAACUGUAUUUAGUCAGUAGUACAGGCCAAGAAUUAGCACAAAGCAAAACGUCGGUUAGAAGGGGACAGCCAAAUCCAUUAUUUAAAGAGACCUUUAUAUUCCAGGUGGCGCUUUUCCAGCUCGCAGAUGUAACUCUAAUGGUAUCUGUUUACAACAGAAAAGGUGUAACCAAGAAAAAAGAAAUGUUGGGAUGGUUCAGCUUGGGCUUGAAUUCUAGCGGAGCGGAGGAGCUGGCCCAUUGGAUGGAUAUGAAAGAAUUUCAACAAGAACAAAUAUCGCGCUGGCACAUUCUGGUCCAGUCAUAGCUGUUGCACAUAUCAUUUAGAAUUUUCUUUGUACUUUAAGGUACCGGUAUGAAGAAAAACACGAGUUUAAUAAAGAUCUUAUGGCGUGUGGGUUUAAUGUAAAAAUAUAUUUAAUAUUCAUGUGAUUAUUAAUUAAAAUAUUAAACUUUAUCUACAU
Molecule: messenger RNA, 1947 nt
Organism: Diabrotica balteata
Lineage: Eukaryota; Metazoa; Arthropoda; Insecta; Coleoptera; Chrysomelidae
Source: the annotation of a GenBank genome assembly